AUGGAUUUUGCAUCUCUUAUGUCAAAGGAGAUAUCCAAGGCCAAGUCGGACAGCACGGAGAAGAAAUACACCAAACGGUCAGAUGUCGAGGCAGCUCGCGUGGCAGCGUAUAAUGCAGAGCAAGAGAAGCUGCAGCGAGAACGAGAAGAGCGAGCCGAGCUGAAGCGGAGGCGAGAUGAAGAAGAGGCGGAGCAGAAUCGCCGGCGGGAGGAGAAACGAAGACGGCUGGCCGAAGAGUCAAGGGCACGACGAGAAGCGGAGGAAGACGCGCGAGAAAAAGAGCGCCGCAAGCGCCAGGGACUGGCCGAUAGAGACGUCAGCAGCGAAAAGGAAGAGACAACCGCGGAGGCUGGUGAGGAUCUCGACGAUGGUGAGCUGAUUGGAAAGCUGCGAGAGCUGGGGGAGCCGGCGCGGCUCUUUGGAGAGAGCCACAAAGGGAGACUGAAGAGAUACAGAAACCUCGUCAACCCGGAGCAGCAGAAUAAGAAGAAGCUUACGGAUGGGCCCAUUCCUACCACCCUGGAGCUGGUGCCAGAGGCGGACAUGAAGGUGCCCGACAAGCUGCCUGCAGACAAAGAAGGGAAACGAUACCUCUUCAGACAACUGGCCUCAUACUUCACCCUCGUCCUCAAGGAAUGGGAGGUUGCCCUGGCCCAGAGAGAUGAUGCUGUCAAGCAGACCUUUCAGGGCAAACAGGCUUACAACGCUAUGGUACAGUCGCGGGAGAACAUGCGGCCUCUGUUCAAGAAGUUCGAGAACGGAGAUAUAGAGGAUGGCAUCCUCGAGCCCGUCGUUGAGAUUGUCAGAAAUGCCCAGAACCGACGAUAUGUUGAUGCUAAUGACGGGUAUCUUACACUGAGUAUCGGCAAAGCAGCCUGGCCUAUUGGUGUCACCAUGGUUGGUAUUCACGAACGUUCUGCUCGAGAAAAACUACACGAAGGAGGCAAGGGACAGGCCCAUAUCAUGAGCGAUGAGAUUACGCGCAAGUUCCUCCAGAGCAUCAAACGAUGCCUGACCUUCGCCCAAGUCAGAUGGCCACCGGAUGACCAGCUCCAGCUCAUGGGAUGA
Molecule: messenger RNA, 1068 nt
Organism: Nannizzia gypsea CBS 118893
Lineage: Eukaryota; Fungi; Ascomycota; Eurotiomycetes; Onygenales; Arthrodermataceae
Product: pre-mRNA-splicing factor 18
Exons: 2
Coding region: 1-1068 (355 amino acids)
Biological process (GO): RNA splicing; generation of catalytic spliceosome for second transesterification step
Cellular component (GO): U4/U6 x U5 tri-snRNP complex; U5 snRNP; U2-type post-spliceosomal complex
Source: RefSeq, a predicted model, not a curated record